Messenger RNA from Brenthis ino (lesser marbled fritillary), 1272 nucleotides. NCBI's taxonomy places the organism in Eukaryota, Metazoa, Arthropoda, Insecta, Lepidoptera, Nymphalidae. The record is from the annotation of a GenBank genome assembly.
AUGAUGGCUUCGCCUUUAGAACAAUUUGUCAAUAAUGUAAGAACUACUUCAUCGUCAGGUAAUUUUCGUGAACUUUGUGACAUUAUUGGAAAAUCAGAUGAGGUUUUACAACGGAAUAGUGCUCAUCUUAACACAGUUUUGGAGACACUAGAUAUACAACAACAUUCCCUUGGUGUUCUAGCAGUACUUGUUGCUAAAUUCUCCCUUCCACAGGGAAAUAAUGAUGUUGAUAGAUCAACAAUGUAUCAACAGAUACAUGAUUUUAUUAACAAUUGUAAUGGUGAACAAGUUAGAUUCUGUCCAGAAUUAUAUGCUGAUUUAUGUCAUUUACUAACCGAUCAUCUUGUUGAAUUAAAACAACCAAUACGGGGAAUUGAAAUUUUAAAAAAGGCUAUACGAAAAAUUCAGUUAUUUGAUUCACAGUUAACAUCAAUUCAUGCUGAUCUGUGUCAAUUGUGUCUUUUAUCAAAAUGUAUGAAACCAGCUCUAGAAUUUUUAGAAACUGAUGUGACAAGUAUUGGUACAGAGCUUGGAGGUGUGAAUGACUCUAAACAUUUUCUAUUGUACUAUUAUUAUGGAGGAAUGAUCUAUACAGCUAUGAAGAAUUAUGAUAGAGCACUAUACUUUUUUGAAGUCGUAGUUACUGUUCCUGCAAUGGUAGUUUCUCAUAUUAUGUUGGAAGCGUAUAAAAAAUAUAUUUUAGUCUCAUUGAUUUUACAUGGAAAGAUAUUACCAAUGCCCAAAUACACAUCCCAAGUUGUUUGUCGUUUCCUUAAGCCAUUAUCUGUUGCCUACCAUGAGCUGGCUACAUCUCAACAUGCUGCUAUAAAACAUAGAGAAACUUUUGUGAGAGAUAAAAAUAUGGGGCUGGUGAAUCAGGUGCUGAGUUCUAUGUACAAGAAAAAUAUUCAAAGAUUGACCAAGACAUUUUUGACACUUUCACUAAGUGAUGUAGCAUCUCGUGUCCAAUUGUCUGGUCCAACACAAGCUGAAACCUAUAUACUCAACAUGAUAGAAGAAGGUGAAAUUUAUGCUAUGAUCAAUCAAAAAGAUGGGAUGGUUGUCUUUUUAGACAGUCCCGAAAAAUAUGCUUCUCCAGAAACCUUAUGCGUGUUAGAACAACAAAUGGCAGCUUGCACUAAGCUUCAUCAAUACAUUCAGGAAAUGGAUGAACAAAUACAAGUCAAUCCUCAAUAUGUGAAGAAAUCUGUGGGCAGUCAUGAUGAAGAUAUGCCAGCUACAAGCCAAAACUCAAAAACCACUUAUACUAUG